CAUUGUAUUAUCUCUCUCUUGUGGGGUCUCUCUCUUCAUGUCCUGUCUUAUCAUACUUUUCUCUCUCUCUCUCUGGUCCAUCCCCUCUCUCUCUAGUAAACCAUGAUAAGGUGCUGCCUCCUCCUGCAUUACACUGCACCUCGGUUUUCACUUCCUCUCUUUUUUAUAAACCCAUUUCAUCUUCCUCUCUUCUGUUUCAUGGACCAGAAAUUCUUACCUUCUAGUUAACCAUCUCUUAGGUACUCUCCUGCAUUCUUCUACUCUUUUUCUUGCUUUUUCUUCAACAAAAUCCAUCUGGGCUGCUACGAAUUUGAUAAAAGUGAAUUGAUGCAUUGAAAUUGUCAUGAAUUUUCCAGAGACAUUAUGAAGAUUUCAAGUUUUGAGAAACCGGCUGUGGGAUAUGCACUUGGAAAUGAAGGAUAGGCAGCGGUGGAGAGCGGAAGAGGAUGCAUUACUACGCGCUUAUGUCAAACAGUACGGUCCGAGGGAAUGGAACCUUGUGUCUCAGCGCAUGAACACGCCUCUUAACCGUGACGCAAAAUCGUGUUUAGAACGGUGGAAGAAUUACCUCAAGCCAGGUAUUAAGAAAGGAUCUUUAACUGAGGAAGAGCAGCGCCUUGUCAUUAGUCUUCAAGCGACGCACGGGAACAAAUGGAAGAAAAUUGCUGCACAAGUCCCCGGUCGCACUGCUAAGAGAUUAGGUAAGUGGUGGGAAGUAUUCAAAGAGAAGCAACAAAGAGAAACAAAAGGGAUAAACAAAACCGUCGAUCCAAUCAACGAUAGCAAGUACGAACAUAUACUCGAAAGUUUUGCCGAGAAACUAGUGAAAGAGAGGCCUUCGCCUUCAUUUGUCAUGGCUGCUUCCAACAGUUCUUAUCUUCAUACCGACACACAAGCAGCAACACCAGGAUUGCUUCCUUCAUGGCUUUCGAAUUCCAACAAUACAGCACCUGUUAGGCCGAACUCCCCUUCAGUGACAUUAAGUCUCUCUCCCUCGACAGUUGCAGCACCUCCUCCGUGGAUGCAGCCUGUACGAGGACCGGACAACGCGCCUCUUGUUCUCGGGAACGUAGCUCCUCACGGCGCUGUUCUAUCUUACGGCGAAAACAUGGUGAUGUCUGAGUUAGUAGAUUGCUGUAAGGAGUUGGAAGAAGGUUAUCACGCAUUGGCAGCGCAUAAGAAAGAGGCGGCGUGGAGGUUAAGCCGAGUGGAACUACAGUUGGAGUCGGAGAAAGCAAGUCGAAGGAGGGAGAAGAUGGAGGAAAUCGAAGCGAAGAUAAAAGCAUUGAGGGAGGAACAAGCGGUUGCCUUGGAUAGAAUCGAAGGAGAAUAUAGAGAACAGUUAGCAGGGUUGAGAAGAGACGCAGAGACGAAAGAGCAGAAAUUGGCUGAACAAUGGACCGCGAAGCAUUUGCGCCUUACAAAGUUUCUAGAACAAGUAGGGUGUAGAUCAAGGCAUGCUGAACAGAAUGGAAGAUGAAGAGACAGAGAAAGAAACAUCAUUUUCAGCAUUGUGAUGAUCUAGUUAAGGUGGCUGUGUCUUUGUUUUAUGGUACUUGUUAGUUUUGUUCUUGUCCCCCUAUUUGGAAGAAAAUGUUACUAUAGAUGCCUAUUAAUAUUCCUAUCUUUUCCAUACAACUUGAGAACUUUGCAUUUGCAUUGGGGGUUGAUGCAAUGCAUAGUUAUAGUUAUUACAUUCAUCUUUAUAUUCAUAUGCCCUAGUAAUGUUUAUGUAAUGGUUUUUCAUUUUUGGGUUUCUUUUGUAAUAAUCAACUUUAUGAGGAAGAUGUGUACUGAUAUA
Vicia villosa (hairy vetch) is the source of this 1801-nucleotide messenger RNA. Its product is annotated as transcription factor AS1-like. The transcript has 2 exons. NCBI's taxonomy places the organism in Eukaryota, Viridiplantae, Streptophyta, Magnoliopsida, Fabales, Fabaceae. The coding region runs from base 401 to 1480 and encodes 359 amino acids. The record is from RefSeq and is a predicted model, not a curated record.